Messenger RNA from Cavenderia fasciculata, 2025 nucleotides. RefSeq lists its product as uncharacterized. The coding region runs from base 1 to 2025 and encodes 674 amino acids. The transcript has 2 exons. Lineage: Eukaryota; Evosea; Eumycetozoa; Acytosteliales; Cavenderiaceae. The record is from RefSeq and is a predicted model, not a curated record.
AUGAAACAACUACAACUACAACUACAAGAAUUAAUACAAUUUAAAAUCAUCAAAUAUAUACUAUUAGACAAGAAAUCAAACCACCUACAAUCAAGCAUCACCAACAACAAUAGUAAACCAAAUGCAAUACUCUUCUCAUCGAUCUUUUCACUAUACAGCGGCAGUCAACACCGAUCAGAAUCAGAUGUGCAUCAACGAGACAACAACACAUUUAGAAUAAACACAAUAUCUAUUCAACGAAUAGCAAUGGUUAGUUGGUCAUGGUUUAGAUACGUAUCAACAUACUACACCAACAAUAUGUUUACAGUCAACUUUUCAUUAUUUCAUCCAAUCGACACGGUAGUAUCAACAUUAAAGAGUUACUACAGUCUGUUGGCAGGUCCAUCUCGAUUGAAUGUAAUAAUGAACAAGUUGGAAAGGAUGCCAGACAAGAGUAUAGUUAGAAGGUUACAAGAACGUUUGGUGGUCGGUGGUGACUUGAACCUUCAAUUCUCACGGUACUCUCCUUUUAUCGGUGAAGAUACUAUCAAGAGUGUGACACUAUCAAGAGUGAUGAGAUACGAUAGUAACUAUGUCGGGCACCCAAAACAAAGAUUCUCAUUCAUACCGAACCUCUACGGAGCGUUUUAUCACGAGUCUGGUCAAUUUAUAAAAGAUCGAAAUGCCUACCUCGAUCGAAAAGAGUACAAGGUUUCUUGUAAACUACCAACCUAUCUCGGUAUACUGGAUCAGUACACCAAACAACUACGUCGACUGUCAGUUGUACUAGAGCCACGUGAUAUGGCUCAUGUCCCACAUACACUGACACGGUUCAUAGUCGAUCGUGGAAACACACUUACUCAUCUACACCUAAAGAGUAAUUUUAAUAUUAAUAGUAAUAGUAAUAUUAAUAGUAAUAAAUUGUCAACUCAUCAACCAAUUAAAUCAACACUAAGAGUAUUAAAGUUAUCUUGGGGAUUCAAUACACCUAGAAAUACAAGAACUAGAUUAGGUGUAUCUUCUCCCCCUAUAUCAUCCUCUUCUACAUCCACUUCACCAGCUCAACCAAUAAUUAAAGAUGAAGAAUCACUUGCAUUAAAUUUUGAUUGGAUGGUUCUUGUUGGAUUUGAAUCACUCUAUAAAUUAGUACCAACACAAAACAAUACAUUUACACCACCCAAAACAUUCCUACAAUUCAUGCAAUCUUCAAACUAUCGAAUUAAAUCAUUUGGCAAAUGUAGAUUAAUAUUAAAUCAUUUAUUAUCAAAACAACUAUAUUUAUUUAAUAUUCAUUCACUUUAUUUAAAUAUUAGUAAUCAACCAAAUAAUAAUGUAAAUAAUAAUAAUAAUAAUAAUAAUAAUAAUAAUAAUAAUAAUAAUAAUAAUAAUAAUAAUAGGGAUUAUUCAUUUAAUAAUGAUUAUUCAAUCAAUCAAUUAUUAAAUGGUAAAGUUUUAAAUUAUUUAUCAUUGUUUGAACAACAACAACAACCGCAACAACAACAAAUAAUGACAAAUAAUAGAAUGACAGCACUUUUAUUUCACUUUAACCCAACAUCAUUGGAGAGUUUAACAAGUUUGGAUUUAAUGUUGUACAGACACGAUAGAACGGAUGAAAUUGUAGAAUAUCUAAAUAUGUUUCCAGUGUUAAGAUCACUCUCACUCUAUCUAGAACAUCACGAUAGAAAGAAAAUAUUUGAUACGAUUGGUCAAAAUGAAACGUUGGAAAGACUAGUAUAUAAAAAUAAUAGUAAUAGAGACAACAUUAAUAUAAUAGUUUCGGCAUUAAAUAAUAGAAAUCAAUCAUCAAAAUUAAGAUCAAUAGCUCUUAGAAUUGAUAAUAAUAUUCCACAUCUUCGUAAUUUUGGUAAAUUGAUUUUCGAUCAAAUCAAUAUUAGAAAUAAUAAUAGUAAUAAUGUAAAUAAUAAUGUAAAUAAUAAUAAUAAUAAUAGUAACAAUGUAAAUAAUAAUAAUAAUAAUAAUAAUAAUAGUACAACAUUUGAAAUAAUAGAAAAUUUAAAUUCAAAGUAUUUGGUUUUAUGUUUGUAA